Cyprinodon variegatus (sheepshead minnow) is the source of this 1834-nucleotide messenger RNA. It is a transcript of the gene gatb, whose product is annotated as glutamyl-tRNA(Gln) amidotransferase, subunit B. Lineage: Eukaryota; Metazoa; Chordata; Actinopteri; Cyprinodontiformes; Cyprinodontidae. The record is from RefSeq and is a predicted model, not a curated record. Gene Ontology annotation, biological process: glutaminyl-tRNAGln biosynthesis via transamidation; mitochondrial translation. The coding region runs from base 39 to 1658 and encodes 539 amino acids. Gene Ontology annotation, molecular function: glutaminyl-tRNA synthase (glutamine-hydrolyzing) activity. The transcript is spliced from 13 exons.
ACUACAACUCCCAUAAUCCCCUGACUGACUCUGGUAUCAUGGCUGCCUCCUGUAUGGCAGCUAGUGAGCUGCUUCAUAACAUCAAAUUAAUACAUUUUGUUAGACGAACAAGCUCUUCAAGGCUACAUUUUAGCAGUCAACUUCUGCAGGCCCAAAGGGAUCCACAGCAGCUGGUCGGAGUGGUCGGUUUGGAAAUACACGCCCAGAUUAGCUCAAACACCAAACUGUUCUCUGGCUCCUCGGUUCAGUUUUUAGCUCCUCCAAACUCCUUGGUUUCAUUCUUUGAUGCUUCUUUGCCUGGCACACUACCCGUUCUCAACAGGCGGUGUGUUGAAGCAGCAGUGAUGACAGGACUGGCUCUCAACUGUACCAUCAAUAGGAGAUCCCUCUUUGACAGGAAACACUACUUUUAUGCUGACCUUCCUGCAGGAUACCAGAUCACUCAGCAGCGUCGCCCAGUGGCAGUGGACGGGAUGCUUACCUACAGCGUCCUGGGAGGGAAGAAGAGAAACCAGGUGAUCAGGAAAAACGUUCACAUUAAACAGAUUCAGCUGGAACAAGACAGUGGGAAGAGUCUGCAUGAUGACGUCCACAGUCAGACACUCAUCGACCUUAACAGAGCAGGUGUAGGCCUAAUGGAGCUGGUGAUGGAGCCGGACAUGAGCUGUGGAGAGGAAGCAGCAGCAGCUGUCAGAGAGCUUCAGCUCAUCCUGCAGGCCCUCGGUACCUGUCAAGGUAACAUGUCAGAGGGGCAGCUAAGAGUUGAUGCCAACGUGUCAGUACACAAACCAGGAGAGCCGCUGGGAAUCAGGACGGAGGUGAAGAACAUCAACAGCAUUAGAUAUCUGGCCAGGGCUAUAGACUUUGAGAUCCAGAGACAGACUGAUGUUGUGCAGAGAGGAGGGACCGUGCAAAACGAGACCCGGGCAUACGAUUCCAAAUCGGGGGAAACUGUUGCAAUGAGAGACAAAGAAGGUCUUCAGGACUACAGGUUCAUGCCAGAGCCCAACCUGCCCCCCCUGAUUGUGUUUGAGGAUAACGCAUCGCUGCCUGCGGGUAUCGACGCGUGCCAGGCGGUAGUGGUUCAGACGAUAAAGGAAGGGCUGCCAGAGUUACCCAGCAUCAAAAGAGACAGGCUGGUUCAGUUGUACGGCAUCCUGCCAGAGCACAGCUUCACUCUGGUGAAUGAGGAUGGGUUGAUGGAGUACUUUGAGGAGGUGAUGAAGUCAACCAAGAGGGAGCCCAGGAAGGUGAUUGGCUGGGUGACCAACGAGUUGUUAGGACUCCUCAAGCAGCAAGAACUGAGCGUGAGCCAGAGCCCAGUCGUUCCCGCUGCCUUGGCUGAGCUGUUGGAGCUGCAGGAAGCAGGACACAUCUCCUCUUCUGUUUCAAAGCAGGUGUUUCAGGAGAUGUGGAGGUCACCGGGAAGGACGGCCGCACAGAUCAUCCGUGAGCAGGACUUAGGGCUAGUUAGCGACGCCGCUGAGCUCCACAGAAUCUGCCAGAAGGUUGUAGACUCGCAUCCAGAGGAGGUUUGUGCCAUCAGGAGUGGAAAUAAGAAGGUUUUGAAUAAGCUGAUGGGUCUGGUUCAGAAAGAGACCAAAGGAAGAGCUGAUCCGGUUCUGGUGAGGGAGAUCCUAGAAGAGAAGACAUCAUGACACCAUCAUCGCUUAUUUGGAGCGAAACAGAUGCUGUGUGUCUGCUUACACAUAAUCACAGCCAGAUGUUUGCAGUUUGAUGAAACUCAUGUCCUGGAGUGGCUGCUUUGUAUAUAUUUAAGUGUCAUCAAGAAUCAUUGUUAUAACAAAUAUGAUCUAUAUUAAGCCAAUAAAGG